GGUUAGAGACACAGUGAAGGCCCUGACUCGGGAACAAGAGAAGCUCCUGGGGCAGCUGAAGGAAGUCCAAGCAGACAAGAAGCAGAAUGAGGUUGAGCUCCAGAUGAUCCAAGAGGAGAACCGUCGCUUAACUAUAGAGCUGCAGGAGGUCAAGGGCCAGCAAGAAGAGCAAGGUGCUCAGGUUCAGCAACUGAAGGACAAGGUGGCACACAUGAAGGAUGCCCUGGCCCAGGCACAGCAGAAAGUGGCUGAGCUGGAGCCCCUGAAAGAGCAGCUUCGAGGAGUCCAGGAACUUGCAGCCUCAAGCCAACAGAAAGCUGCCCUUCUUGGGGAGGAAUUGGCCAGUGCAGCAGGAGCCAGGGACCGCACCAUAGCCGAGCUACACCGCAGCAGGCUGGAAGUGGCUGAAGUCAGUGGCCGACUGGCUGAGCUCAGCCUGCACAUGAAGGAGGAAAAGUGCCAAUGGAGCAAGGAGCGUACAGGGCUGCUGCAGAAUAUGGAGGCCGAGAAGGACAAAAUCCUGAAGCUGAGUGCAGAGAUCCUUCGGCUGGAGAAGACAGUACAGGAGGAGAGAAGCCAGAGCCACAUAUUCAAGACUGAGCUGGCCCGAGAAAAGGACUCUAGCCUGGUACAGUUGUCAGAGAGUAAACGAGAGCUGACAGAGUUGCGCUCGGCCCUCCGUGUGCUUCAGAAGGAAAAGGAGCAGCUGCAGGCGGAGAAACAGGAAUUGCUGGAGUACAUGAGGAAGCUGGAGGCCCGAUUAGAGAAGGUAGCAGAUGAGAAGUGGAAUGAAGAUGCUGCCACAGAGGAUGAGGAGGCCACUGCAGGACUGAGCUGCCCUGCAGCUCUGACGGACUCUGAAGAUGAGUCCCCAGAGGACAUGAGGCUCCCAUCCUAUGGCUUGUGUGAGCAUGGAAACACAGGCUCUUCUCCUCCUGGGCUCCGGGAGGCAUCUUCCCUUGUUGUCAUCAACCAACCAGCACCCAUUGCUUCCCACCUCUCCGGGCCAGGGGAGGACAGCAGCUCUGACUCAGAGGCUGAAGAUGAGAAGUCAGUCCUGAUGGCAGCUGUGCAGAGUGGGGGUGAGGAGGCCAAUCUUCUGCUCCCUGAACUUGGCAGUGCCUUCUACGACAUGGCCAGUGGCUUUGCAGUCAGUUCCCUGUCAGAGGCCAGCACUGGGGUCUCUGCCACCCCUCCAUGGAAGGAAUGUACUAUCUGUAAGGAGCGCUUUCCUGCUGAGAGUGACAAGGAUGCCCUGGAAGACCACAUGGAUGGACAUUUCUUUUUCAGCACCCAGGACCCUUUCACCUUUGAGUGAUAUCACUCCUCCCUAGUAUGUAUGUAUACACACACACACACACACACACACACACACA
This is a messenger RNA of Cricetulus griseus (Chinese hamster), 1376 nucleotides long. Lineage: Eukaryota; Metazoa; Chordata; Mammalia; Rodentia; Cricetidae. The record is from RefSeq and is a predicted model, not a curated record.